Molecule: messenger RNA, 2056 nt
Organism: Cuscuta epithymum
Lineage: Eukaryota; Viridiplantae; Streptophyta; Magnoliopsida; Solanales; Convolvulaceae
Source: the annotation of a GenBank genome assembly
CAAACUAUCAAAAAUUUUGUUUAUCUGCGCAAUACAUGCGUUAAAAUACUGGUAAAAAACUCAAUGCCUGCACAGACUCUCAUCUUCCUGGGAGUUGAGUAAUAUGAGCACAUAGCAUCACACAAAGACGAAUGUACCCUCAUAUGAAGUGACCAUCCGUUUUGCCACAACAAAACUAACAAUUAUUUCAAGCUGAAUGCCAAAAGCAUGUGUGAAUACAAACUUAAAAAAACCCAGGACUAGGAGAAAUAAAUAGGAAGUGGAGCAAGGACAUUGCCUGAAACAGGUCCGAGAAUAUAAAAAUGUGCAAUGUGUGCCUUGUAGCCUUGUAGCAUAUUAACAAUCUGUUGGAAGGAAUGGAAACAAAUGGGUAAAACCUUUCAGCAUAUUUCUACCCCAAGUACAUGCUUGGUUUGUGGGAGUGCUAUUUUAUUUCCAAAUGAAACUAUCAAAAUGAUUGCAAAGUAAACAUAUUUUACAAUCUGUCUCAGACCAGACCAGACCAGACCAGACUUGGGUAGUUAUAAAAAUACAAAGAAACCAGACCAGACCAGCAAAUUACAGUCCAAGUAAAAACAUCAUAAGGCUUACAAGCAUAAAUGACCAGCAUGUUAUCAAGGCAAAUGAAACUAGAUUAAAUAGAAAUUCAAUGGUUAAUGAUUUUAUUUGUCCUUGAGCCUUAAGUUUACCCCUUUAACUAAAGUUUGUCAUGUAAAUUUAUAUUUACUAAUUUAGUGAGACCCAAACUUUGAAAUUUAUAAUAUAUCAAAUUAUAUUAUAAAUUUGAUAUAAUAUAAUUUUGGUCUGAAACUUCUAGACUGAAACUUCUGGUCUGAUCUGGUCUGGUCUAUUUAAGUCUGGUCUGGUUUGAUAUGAUCAUAUAAACGUCUGGUCUCUGUGUAUUUUAUAACGUCCAAGUCUGGUCUAGUCUGUUUAAGUUUGGUCUGAUCUUUUCUGUUUAAGUCCAGUCUGAUUUGUUCUGGUCUAAUAUGGUUUGGUCUGAGACUGAAAAUAAUCAGAAAAUAUCCACAGAUAUAGUCUUCUCAUUUCGAGAAUAUCAGAAUGAUUAACGAUUAAAAUUAGGAGUAUCAGUAUAUCCUUUCAAAAAAAAGGAGUAUUAAUAUAUAAAGGGGUGUUUGGAACUGAUUCUGCUUCUGCUUCUUUUUUAAAAGCUGAAUCAGAAUCAUAAUGAGUUUUCAGAAGCUCCCAGCUUCUAAAAAACUGAUUCUGAGAGUAAAUCAGAGUUCCAGAAGUGGUUCUGGAAUUUCACCCAAACAUUCCAGAUUCUGCUUUUGCUACCAAAAGGAGGAGAAUCAGAUCCAAACACCCCAAAAUGAAAUAAUAGAGAUUGAGAGUACUGGAGAGAACGAUGGAUAGUGGAUUUUGAAAGGGUAGGCGGAUGAGAGAAGGGAGUAGGGGAACCGGCGAUUAAGAUCUAAGUUGGAGAGCGCCGCAGGGAUGUUCUGCCACAGUCGCCGCUGCAUAUCAACCAUGCUCUCGCCGCCGAGAAGCUUCACUUGGAAAUCGAAGACCAUGGAUUGUGCGAUCCAAUCACUGGGAUUCAUCAAUUGGUGCUUGUUAUCUCACAUCGAUGAGGAAAGAACAGGGAAUCAGGGAUCGUUGCUGGAAACAACCGCCGGGAUUCUCAGGUAGGCUAGUCGAGGGGAAUCGACGACGGGCUCUCUCCCAGCCCAAUAAGUGGUCUUGUUGUUGCGUUGAUAGUGGACAGAAAUUUCCGGGCAGCAAAGCGCUUCAGGAGGUUUCCGGUGUGACCGAUGUCACCGGUGGAAAUAUUCUUUUCGGUGAUAUUGUGGCGCCUCUUCAUCGAUCGGGAACGGGGCGUUCUACGGGCAUUAAUUUACACAACUGUAGGGAUGCCGAUAAUUUCUGGGAUACUUGUAUUUCAGCUGAACCUGGAUCUUCUCAAAAGCAAAGGACAAGGCAAAAGUACAGAAUAAGGGGCCGAAAAUUAAAACACCGGGGUUAGAAUCCUUCAGCAAAGGAGGAAUUGAGUCACCCUUAAGUGAAUCACUAUCUGUCAAGAAUUAUUUAGAAG